AUGGCCUCCCCCGAUUCCACCGGUACCACCCGCAGCCGCCGCACCAACCCCUUCGAAGGCCCCGAUCCCGUCGUCAUCCGCGAUCUCAAUAUCCUCGCUCGGGUUCCCGUCGUCCUCGAUCACCUCACCUCCACCUACUAUGCCUGGAAGACGUACUUCUCCCUUGUGUUUUGUGAGUACAAUCUCCGGGAUCACAUCGAUGGCUCCGUGAACUCCCGCUUCAUGGAGGACGAUGAGGAGUGGACGUCCAUCGACGCGACUCUCAUCCGCUGGUUCUACACCACCAUCUCGAAGGACCUCUUCCACACGGUGGUCUCCGCCGAUGAUGACGCUCACGUCGUUUGGACUAAGCUCAGCGGCCUCUUCACCGACAACGCGCUCCAACGCAAGGUUUUCUUGCACGGCGAGUUUUUUGGGUGCCAACAGCUUGACUCGUCUGUUGACGAUUAUUGCAUGCGCUUCAAGAAGCUUGUUGACGAGCUCCGUGACCUCGGCGAGAAUGUCUCCGACGAGCUUCUCCUCAGCACCCUCAUCGCCGGCCUGAACGAAGACUUCGGGAACGCCGCCUCCAACAUCCCUCUCAUCACCAACACGACCUUCCCCAAGAUCGUCGCGUACCUGAAGCUGGAGGAGAGGAGGAUGCGGAUGUGGCGCACCCGGGCCACCCAUCCGGCUCUCAACGCCGGCACCCGCGGCGGUGCGCCGCCAACCGCCCCGGCUCCCCCGCAGCGGCCCGUCCCGGGCCCCUUCCAGGCGCAGCCGCCGCCCGGGGGUUCCCCUACCCGGCGCCGCCGCAGGCCCCUCCGCCGCCCCCCGCCGAGCAGCAGCAGCGCCAGGGCGGGCGUCGUGGCCGAGGUGGCCGCAAGCAGCAGCAGUAGCCGCCGGCUGCCCACGGCUGGGCGCCGCGCCAGCCGCAGCAACAGCUCCCGCCGGCGCCCUGGCAGGCCGGGCAGAACCCCUGGAGGGGGUUGUUCACGCGCUCUGUACGCGGCCCCUCAGUCGUAUCCGCCGGCGCCGCUCUACGGCCCCUCGGCGGCCUAUGGGCUGCCUUCGGCCGGUGGGUUCGCGGCGCCGCCGCCACAGCCGCUGCCGUCGGCCCCGGUCCUCCCGCUGGCGCCUUGGGACCCCGCGCUGCCAGCGGCCCUCCACACCGCCCCCACGCCACAGCAGUACACUGGCGGUGGUGACUGGUAUAUGGACACCGGAGCCACGGCUCACAUGGCCGCCAACCCCGGUAACCUUCUUACCGCUCACCCCAUUCACAUCGCUGCUCGCAUUACCGUGGGCGACGGUUCCUCCAUGCCUAUCACUCAUGUCGGCCAUCCUGCUUUUCCUUCUAACUCCAUGCCGUUAUAUCUUUCUAACGAUGCCCGUGCCCGGAUGGUGCUCCACCAAUGUGACAGCCGCGACGAGCUCUACCCGGUCCACUCAUCCACAUCCUCCGUCGCUGCACCCAUGGCGCUUUCCGCCGGAGUGGACCUUUGGAGCUGCACCCCUCCCGGCGCCCGCGACACCCCCUGCGCCGCCAUCGGCCUCCCCGGCUGCCGCACGGGCCUCCUCGACGCCCCCCGCGCCCUCACCUGUGGCCUCGCCCGCGACCGCACCCACGGCCUUGCCCGUGGUGGCCUCGCCCGCGGCCUCACCCGCGGCAUCGGCGGUGGCGGGCUCUUCUUCGUCUUCGCCCGUCGCCCAACCCGGACUCGCUGCCCCGCCCGAUGA
Molecule: messenger RNA, 1719 nt
Organism: Aegilops tauschii subsp. strangulata
Lineage: Eukaryota; Viridiplantae; Streptophyta; Magnoliopsida; Poales; Poaceae
Source: RefSeq, a predicted model, not a curated record